GGCACUGUUGUAUAGCAAGUGAAAAUAGGUAAAUGUAAGUCUGAACAUAAUUAAAUUAAUGCACUUAAUAAUGUUAGGGUCAAUUCUAUCCUAACAACACAUGGGAAGACAAUCUAAAUUACCAUCAUAGCUGAACUCAUUGUAUGUUGCAAAUAAGGUUGCUUAAAAGUUGGUGGGGACAAUUCGAGCAUCCUGAAAAGUUGGUAGUGUUAUGUCCCUACCGUCCCUAUGCGAACCUACGCCCUCGAUUUGUAGUCUGUGUUAUUUUUUUUUAUGUGUAUAAGUUGUUCUGUUAUCUGUAUGCUUACCUGCUGUAAAACAAGUUUCCCCUUCUUAGGGGGACAAUAAACUGAAACUGAUCUGUGGGGCGGCUCGAUCGGUUCACGCGAGGAUUGCAAGCUCGUGCUAGAGUAGCGGUUCCUAACAAAGGACCACAGUAUUGCAGGAGCAAGAGAAAUGUUCCCUGACUCAAAGAUUGCAUCGUGUCCCGCAGACGAUACUGAAGAUCUUCACCCUGAAAAACACGACCGCCUCCACGUGAAACAGGGGUCUGAGUUGGAGAUGCCGUUUAUCAAACAGGAAGCGGAGCCAGUUACCCCCGACAUUAAAGAAGAAGAACAGGAAGAAGAAAUCUUUCCAGUGACCGUCUAUGUGAAGAGCGAAGAAGAUGAAGGACCAAGCGAAGAGAGCGGAGCAGUGCAACAAUCAAGCGAGGGCUCAUUUCAGCACCUCACAACAAAAGAAGAGGGAAAAUCGCAACAGGACGACCUCUUGGCUCCGCUCUCGGACAGCGACGACUUUACAUCGCACUCUUCUGACUAUAACUCUGAUGAGGAGGAUGUUGACUUUGGCCAAAAUGCUUGGAAAUCCUUCAACAAAUCAUCAUUGAAAAGAGACACAAAAGAAUGUGAGGGUGGGAAAACUUUUCCCUGCUCACAUUGCGAAAAAAGAUUUUCUCGGAAGACUCAUUUAGAAGUGCAUAAGCGUACACACACUGCAGAAAAACCUUUUGUCUGCACACGUUGUGGUAAAAGAUUUGCAGUGAAGAGAAGUUUAAAAAGACAUGCAAGAACACAUACUGGAGAGAGGCCUUUUGCCUGCUCCCUAUGUGAGAAAACAUUUUAUUUACAGUCAGAGUUGACAAGACACAUGCGUAUACACACCGGAGAAAAGCCUUAUGCCUGCACACUAUGUGACAAAAGAUGUUCUCGGAAGUCUGAUUUAAAAACGCAUAUGCGGACACACACUGGAGAAAAGCCUUUUGCCUGCACGUGUUGUGGAAAAAGAUUCUACGAGAAGACAAGUUUAAACAGACAUGCAAUAACACACAGUGGUGAGAAGCCUUUCGCCUGCAGGCUUUGCGACAAAGGAUUUUAUUGGAAGACUGAUUUAGAAGUGCAUGAGCGUACACACACUGCAGAAAAACCUUUUGUCUGCGCACAUUGUGGUAAAAGAUUCGCCGAGAAGAACAUUUUAAACAGACACACAAGAACACAUACUGGAGAGAAGCCUUUUGCCUGCUCUGUAUGUGUGAGAACAUUUUAUUUACAGUCAGAGUUGACAAGACACAUGCGUAUACACACCGGAGAAAAGCCUUUUGCCUGCACACUAUGUGACAAAAGAUGUUCUCGGAAGUCUGAUUUAAAAACGCAUAUGCGGACACACACUGGAGAAAAGCCUUUUGCCUGCACGUGUUGUGGUAAAAGAUUCUACGAGAAGACAAGUUUAAACAGACAUGCAAUAACACACAGUGGUGAGAAGCCUUUUGCCUGCAGGCUUUGCGACAAAGGAUUUUAUUGGAAGACUCAUUUAGAAGUGCAUGAGCGUACACACACUGCAGAAAAACCUUUUGUCUGCACACAUUGUGGUAAAAGAUUCGCCGAGAAGAACAUUUUAAACAGACACACAAGAACACAUACUGGAGAGAAGCCUUUUGCCUGCUCUGUAUGUGUGAGAACAUUUUAUUUACAGUCAGAGUUGACAAGACACAUGCGUAUACACACCGGAGAAAAGCCUUUUGCCUGCACACUGUGUGACAAAAGGUGCUCUCAGAAGUCUGAUUUAAAAAGCCAUAUGCGGACACACACUGGAGAAAAGCCUUUUGCCUGCACGUGUUGUGGUAAAAGAUUCUACAAGAAGACAAAUUUAAACAAACAUGCAAUAACACACAGUGGUGAGAAGCCUUUCGCCUGCACGCUUUGCGACAAAGGAUUUUUUCGGAAGACUCAUUUAGAAGGGCAUAAGCGUACACACACUGGAGAAAAGCCUUUUGUCUGCACAUGUUGUGGUAAAAGAUUUGCCCAGAAGAAAAAUUUAAAUGUACACACAAAAACCCACAAUGGAGAAAAGCCAUUUUCCUGCUCAGUUUGUGGUAAAAGAUUCAAAGACAAGGGAAAUUUAAACAAACAUGCAACAACACACAGUAACGGGCCUUUCGCCUGCACACUUUGUGAGAAAAGAUUUCGUACGAAGCAUCAGGUGACAAGACACACGCUUACACACACUGGAGAAAAGCCUUUUUCCUGCUCCGUUUGUCAAAAAAGAUUCAGUCAGAAGGGAACUUUAAAUAGACACGUAAGGACACACACUGGAGAGAAAGCUUUGAAUUGCAGUGUUUGACAAGAUAUUCAAAUUCCUGCCACACAUGUACAGUGCAAAUAGCUUUUCAAUUUUCUUUUUCAGUUUCCCUUGGGCCUCUUUUGAAAAAGAUGUUUAAAGGAUUUUGCAAGUCUUGGUCUUUUUCACAACUAUCCAAUAUAUAUACGUACCCUAAUUUUCGCACUAUAAGGCGCACCUGACUAUAAGCUGCAGCCCACCAAAUUUGGCCCGAAAACGGCAUUUGUUCAUAGAUGAGCCGCACUGGACUAUAAGCCGCAGAUAUCCUCACUGUUUUAUGGGAUAUUUACACCAAAGAUAGUAACCGGUCACAAUUAAUUAGACAGCGGCAUCAUACGACUGUCAUAAGACCAAAUGAACCACCAUGAAUCUUUGAACCAAUUGGCUGCAAAGCUUCAUUCUUUCAAGAAGCUUCAUUUGGCCAUCACUGCUCCCUUGGUGGAGACAGGCAACCUCUGCUGCCACCUGCUGUAAACACUGUUGUCAUCCAACAUGCCUCCUAGCAUGCAUUGCAUUGUACAGAUGUAAAUUUUAAUCAAAAUUCAUGUUCUGUGCUAAUUAUUUCUUCAGUUACUGUUCCAGUUGUUUUAUCAAUUGUUAGUUAUGGUAUUUGCUAACACUUUAUUUGACAGUGGCGACAUAAGACUGUCAUUAGACAAUCAUAAUUAUUGACAUGACACUGUCCUGAGCAUUAAUGAAUGCUUAUAACAGAUGUCAUUUUGUGUUAUCCGUCAAAAGAUUUCACUUUUGAAUGGAUGUAAAAAUUCAAGCUGGAAAUAAAUGAAGCUAGUGACAUAAUUUUCCGGAUGACACUUAAUGACAUAAGCAUUCAGUAAUGCUCAUGAUAGGCUCAUGUCAUAAUUAUGACUGUCUUAUGACAGUCUUAUGAUGCCGCUGUCACAUAAAGUGUUACCUAUUAACUCAAAUAAAUCAACAUAUAAGCUGCACUGGACUAUAAGCCACAGGUAUCAAAAUGAAGGAAAAAAGUAGCGGCUUAUAGUCCGAAAAUUACGGUAUAUAUAUAUUUUAAUCAAAUGAUUUGGGUUUAGUUUAGGUGUACUUUACUUCAUAUCAAACUUGAUCUUCUGCUUUAUAUUACAACUUUUCUGCGACUUUGAUUUACUCAGAUUUAGCUUUUGUCUCCUCUAUUUGCUUUUUUUGUGAACUGUUGUAAGCAGUGUUGUCAGUAACGCGUUAAAGUAACGCGUUACUGUAAUCUGAUUACUUUCUUUAAGUAACGAGCAAUCUAAUGUGUUAAUUUUUCCAAGCCAGUAAUCCGAUUAAAGUUAGUUUCCGUA
Corythoichthys intestinalis (scribbled pipefish) is the source of this 3914-nucleotide messenger RNA. RefSeq names its product oocyte zinc finger protein XlCOF6-like. Gene Ontology annotation, cellular component: nucleus. The transcript has 3 exons. The record is from RefSeq and is a predicted model, not a curated record. NCBI's taxonomy places the organism in Eukaryota, Metazoa, Chordata, Actinopteri, Syngnathiformes, Syngnathidae. Bases 457 to 2619 code for a protein of 720 amino acids. Gene Ontology annotation, biological process: regulation of transcription by RNA polymerase II. Gene Ontology annotation, molecular function: RNA polymerase II transcription regulatory region sequence-specific DNA binding; DNA-binding transcription factor activity, RNA polymerase II-specific.